Messenger RNA from Triticum dicoccoides, 3455 nucleotides. RefSeq names its product disease resistance protein RGA5-like. Lineage: Eukaryota; Viridiplantae; Streptophyta; Magnoliopsida; Poales; Poaceae. Gene Ontology annotation, molecular function: ADP binding. The coding region runs from base 298 to 3090 and encodes 930 amino acids. Gene Ontology annotation, biological process: defense response to other organism. The transcript is spliced from 4 exons. The record is from RefSeq and is a predicted model, not a curated record.
UUCCAUCUAGUACAGACUCGACCUUCCCAUCCCCUUUGUUCAUGCAGUUGUCUGAGUUCUCUCCGCUCAAAGUGAUACACAAACAGAAACCCAAACGAGGGAUAGAGUGAAGAGACAAGAAUCGAUGGAGUGAUGAAGUGAAGAGGAAUCCAUGGUGCCUGUGGACUCUGGUGAGCACUGAUUUCACAAUAGUAAUUCUACCCACGCGGAGGCUGCGGGGAGCUCGCGGGCUUCAUCAGUUAUCUGAGUUCUCUCCACUCAAAGUGAUACACAAACAGAGACCCAAACGAGGGAUCGAUGGCGCCUGCGGUGACCGCUGCACUAGGCGCGAUCGGUCCCUUGCUGGGGAAGCUCUCCGAGUUGCUUGCCAAUGAGUGCGGCCGCCUCAAAAGGGUCCGCCGUGAGAUUCGCUCCCUCCGGACAGAGUUUACCAGCAUGCAUGCUGCUCUACAGAAGUACGCCAAGCUAGAGGACCCUGAUGACCAGGUCAAGCAAUGGGUAUCGCUGGUGAGGGAGUUGGCCUAUGAUACUGAGGAUCUUUUCGACAAGUUCAUUCGCCACCUCGGCAAUGGUGAGAGUCAUGAUGGCGGCUUCAAGGAGUACUUCCGCAAGACUGCUCGGCGUCUAAAGACGCUUGGAGCUCGGCGUGGGAUUGCCAGCCAAAUCGAUGACCUGAAGCUUCGUAUCAACGAAGUGAAAGAGCUCAAGACCAGCUACAAGCUGGAUGAUGUUGCUUCUAGCACCCCGGUCCAUACAACCACCGUGGAUCCCCGGUUGGCUGCUCUUUUCGCCGAGGAGGCACACCUUGUUGGCAUUGAUGGUCCAAGAGACGAGCUUGACAAGUGGAUGUUGGAAGAAGAAAACAAGCAUCAUCGCAGGGUGUUGUCGAUUGUUGGGUUUGGUGGAUUGGGAAAGACAACGCUGGAGAAUGAAGUCUACCGCAAGAUUCAAGGGCAUUUUGAUUGUCAUGCUUUUGUGUCGGUCUCGCAAAAGCCAGAUACAAAGAAAAUCAUCAAGGAUUUAAUCUCACAGGUGUCGUGCAAUGCUGAAUUCACAAAAGAUAUGGAUACUUGGGAUGAAAAGAAAUCCAUUGCAAAGCUAAGAGAACUUUUAAAAGAGAAGAGGUAUCUUGUUAUCAUUGAUGAUAUAUGGUCUAUAGUGGCAUGGAAGGCUAUCAAUUGUGCAUUUCCAGAGAACAGCUGUUCUAGCAGAAUUGUAGCCACUACACGCAUAUUGGAAGUAGCUAGCUCUUGUUGUCCAGGUCCUGAUGACCAGAUCUAUCAAAUGAAACCUCUAUGUGAUCCUCACUCUGAAAGACUAUUUUUCAGAAGAAUCUUUGGCUCAGAGAAUUGCUGCCCUAAUAUGUUUAUUGAAGUUUCAAAAGCUAUCUUGAAAAAGUGUGGAGGCCUACCAUUGGCAAUUAUCAGUAUUUCUGGUCUACUAGCAAACAGACCACGUGUGAAAGAAGAGUGGGAGAAGGUAAAAAGAUCAAUUGGUUCUGACUUGAACAAAAGCCAAAGUCUAGAAGGAAUGAGGAACAUACUAUCCUUGAGCUAUAAUGAUCUUCCACCAAACCUCAAGACCGUCUUGUUGUACUUAAGUAAUUUUCCGGAAGAUUAUGUGAUUGACAGAGAAAGGUUGGUGAGGCAAUGGAUUGCGGAAGGCUUUAUUUCUGAAGAGCGUGGGAGGAGCUGUCAAGAGGUUGCAGAAAGUUAUUUUUACGAGCUUAUCAAUAAAAACCUGGUCCAACCAGUGGGCAUUGGUUAUGAUGGGAUGGUUCGUGCCUGUCGAGUUCAUGACAUGAUGCUUGAACUUAUCAUUUCAAAAUCCAUUGAAGAAAAUUUCAUCACUGUGGUGAACGGCAGUCAAACUGUUUGGGGAAAUUCUCAGUGUUCUAUUCGACGUUUAUCGAUCCAAGACAUUGACCAGGAGCUUGCAUAUGAAUUGGCAAGGAAAGAUCUAAGCCAUGUCCGGUCUCUUAUAAUAACAGCAUCAGGUUGCAUCAAACACUUGCCCAGUCUAACAAAGUUUGAAGCUUUACGUGUACUAGAUUUUGAAGAUUGCCUGGGCGUGGCACAGUAUGAUAUGGAUGGUAUGGAAAACCUUUUCCAGCUAAAGUACCUAAGCUUUAGGAGAACGGACAUACAGGAGCUACCAUCUGGAAUUGUUAUGCUGCAUGAUCUAGAGACUCUGGAUUUAAGGGAUACAGAAAUCAGAGACUGGCCGGCCAGAAUUGUUCAGCUCACGAAACUACGUCAUCUACUGAGCGACAUGAAUCGUCCGAAGAUACCAAUCGGGAUUGGGAAUAUGAUAAACUUAAGGGAGAUCUCAGGCUUUGAUAUUACCAUGAGUUCAGUAGGUGCAGUGAAGGAGCUAGGGAGCCUGAUCAAUUUGAAGGUACUCCAUGUACAGUUCACGGUGAAAGAUGAAGAAUCUCAAGAGUACAAGAUUCAUGCAGAGAUGUUUCAUUCCUCACUAGGCAAGCUUGGCAGCCACAAACUGCAGUCCAUGUGGAUAGAUGGUGGUAAUUCAUCUGUAUUCGAGUUAUUAGAUUCCUGGUCUCCUCUUCCAUCUUGCCUUCAAAGAUAUGUGAUGGGCAGCGUGUACUGUUUAUCAAAACCGCCAAAGUGGAUUACUCCAGCACUCACCAGUCUUGCAUAUCUACAAAUCAAUUUGAUUGUAAUAACAGAGGAGGUUCUUGGUAUACUUGGACAGCUGCCUGCAUUACUUUCUCUGAAACUUUAUACCGACACGGUCCAAAAAGACAGGCUUGUUUUGCAAGGCAGAGGAUUCCGAUGUUUGAAGGAGUUCCUUUAUGAUCAUUUUGGUGAAGGUGCCGGGACCUUUCUGUUUGAGGAAGGGGCACUGCCAAAGCUCGAGAAGCUUGAGCUGUGGUUCUCCGUAUCAGUGGCAAAGGCCUAUGGGUUCUACUUAGGUAUUGAGCACCUCCCGUAUCUGAAAGAUGUACGAGUUAUUCUUCAGAAGCGGGAUGCCACAUCUUCUGAAGUUGAGGCUGCAGACGUUGCCAUAAGGAAGGAAGCAAACCUCCAUCCCAACCAUCCCAGGUUAACUCUCCAUGAAAAAAAAUGAAAGAAUGACAGGAGGGAAACUGUUCUUCUUGAGUAUAACUGCGGGUGGCUUGUCUGGAAAUGGAAUCGUGUUCUGAAGUUAUUAUUCUCGUUGCCUGAAGCUCAAAUAAAAGUGGCCUGUAGUUGCUAUUUGAUUUAUAAUGUUCGGUUUUGCUUUACGUGUGAACUUAGAAUCAGAAUGUAGAGAGACGAUUUUCAGGACCAAUAUCAAAAUUUUCACCACUACUGUUAAUAAUUACACUGGGAAAGUCGCUGCCUGUGUCGACCUUUGUUCUGAUGUAAUACUUGACUAGCUAUGCCCGUGCGCGGCGGCACGCCGCGCCUCGUCGAUACGUUAUGUGUAUCAUAUUAUUUUCAUUUCUUGUG